UUUAAUUUGACUAUGACAUACCGUUUGGACUCUGACAUAGUUUGGAGUUAUAGUACAAUUAUCGACAAAGAAACUAAUAUUGCCACAGCACCGGCAUUGAUUCCAUAUUGGCGCAAAGUGGAUAGUGAAUGGACGCAGAAUAACAAGAGUUUAUCUAUAAUCAUUAAUAAUAAAAAGAAACUUAUAGCUUGGUUUGUCUCGAAUUGUCGUACCUAUUCAAAACGUGAACGGUUGGUAAAAGAAUUACAAAAAUAUAUUCCCGUGGAUAUAUUUGGAAAAUGUGGUGACUUAAAAUGCAAGUUUGGGUCUACCGAUUGUGAUGAAGUUUUAGACACUGAGUACAAAUUUUAUUUAAGUUUUGAAAAUUCGCUAUGCCUUGAUUACGUUACUGAGAAAUUUUACAAUGCGCUUAAAAGAAAUAUUGUACCUGUCGUAUUUGGAGGUGCAAAUUAUUCCAAGUUUGCACCUCCGCAAUCCUUUAUUGAUGCACAUGGAUUUCCGAGUGUAGAAGAGCUGGCUAAAUAUCUGUUACAUUUGAAUAACACUCCUAACGAAUAUGCACGUUAUUUCUGGUGGCGUCGUUUUUAUACUAUAAAAGGCAACACUAUCCCAUUUUGUGAUAUCUGCCAUCAUCUCAACAAGCCCGUCACACAGUACCGCACACAAAUUUACAAAAGUAUUGAUGACUACUGGCAUCAUAACACUUGUAUAGAUGCAACAUCCUAA
This is a messenger RNA of Teleopsis dalmanni, 726 nucleotides long. Its product is annotated as alpha-(1,3)-fucosyltransferase C-like. The transcript is spliced from 2 exons. The record is from RefSeq and is a predicted model, not a curated record. Gene Ontology annotation, molecular function: alpha-(1->3)-fucosyltransferase activity. The annotation marks the transcript as partial. Lineage: Eukaryota; Metazoa; Arthropoda; Insecta; Diptera; Diopsidae. Gene Ontology annotation, cellular component: membrane.